AUUCCUGAAUUUUCUUUUUCAGAUCCUCCGCUUCACAUGGAGAAGACAAUGAAUGAUGACACUUUACAGCUCCACCCGGUUCUCAAUCUGAACGGACCAAUCAGAUCUUAUGAAAUAAUUGUCUUUGGCGGUAAGGAAGACAAUUCAACAAAGGAGUGUCUGACUUUCACAACCACCCCGUACAACUCCAGCUGGACUCUGAGCCGUUAUACCGCGGCUGUCCUUCCUGCAGAGACCCUCACAGGACCCAGAACCUUCACCCUGGGGGAUGACCACCAUUAUAAUGGGUUCCACAAUGCUCCUCUUAUCCCCAACAUCAACUACACCGUCUACAUUCGGGUCACCAGCCGCUGGAAUCACGUAAGUCUAUACUGAGGUCUUCCUGGUGUGUGAGUGCCAUGAAUGAGGUCUGAUAGUCUCUGUUUUCUGGAGUUUGUAGUGGAAAUGAUAAUUACAGAUUCUUGGUAUGAAUAAGAAUCCAAGUACAAGUUAAUUACAGUAGCUAACAGGC
Molecule: messenger RNA, 511 nt
Organism: Rana temporaria (common frog)
Lineage: Eukaryota; Metazoa; Chordata; Amphibia; Anura; Ranidae
Product: receptor-type tyrosine-protein phosphatase mu-like
Exons: 2
Coding region: 37-375 (112 amino acids)
Source: RefSeq, a predicted model, not a curated record